Messenger RNA from Solea solea (common sole), 2102 nucleotides. RefSeq names its product tripartite motif-containing protein 16-like. Gene Ontology annotation, molecular function: protein binding. The transcript has 2 exons. Bases 496 to 2079 code for a protein of 527 amino acids. NCBI's taxonomy places the organism in Eukaryota, Metazoa, Chordata, Actinopteri, Pleuronectiformes, Soleidae. The record is from RefSeq and is a predicted model, not a curated record.
AGUCUCCCCACAUCUGUCGCUGAGGAAUCUUAAGGUCAAGUUUAUUAAUAUAGCACAUGAAGAAACAAUAAAAAGUAGGAUGAAAGAAAGAGAUGGAGAGUUUUUAAAUGUGUUUAGAAGGCGCUGGACUGAGGCGAUGAGAAGAACUGUGAUAAAGAAGUUGGAACUAUGAGUAAGAACUUCAAACUGGACUGCAGCGUUGCUUUACUCUGUGUGCAGCCUGCUAGAGAUCAUUAGAAAAAGAAGGAGAACCAAACAUUAAGGAGCUGUGGUAAAGAACUUCGAGCUGUGAGUGAGAACUCUGGCCUGUGGAGGGCAGCAUUGUAUUUCUGUGUGCGCAGCCUGCUGGAAAUCAUUAGCAGGAGCCUGUCAGGUCCCUUUCCACGCAGAACGAGAAGAAAAAAAGAAGCAAAGGAAACCAUCAAAGACCACCACUACCAACCAACCAACCAACAAGUGUGCAGAUAGAUACAAGGAUAGAGAGAAGAUAACAUUAUGGUUGCCAAUUGCUAUAAAAUACAGAAGAGUACAGACGACGAGACGUUCCAGGGGCCUGGACACUUCGCUAAGAGAAAGAGAGGAAGACCUAAGGGGAGUCGGAAGGUGCAGAAAGGAGUUCAGAGGGAGGGGGAAGCAAAUACAUGCUCGAUCUGUCGGGAUCGACUAAGUGAUCCAGUGGCUAUUCCUUGUGGACACAACUACUGUAUGAACUGUAUCAAAACCCAGUGGGACCUACAGGAUGAGGGGAUGAUCUACAGCUGUCCUCAGUGUGGACAGACCUUCACACCAAAGCCUGACCUUGUGAAAAACCUUGUGAAAACGGUUUUGGAGAAGAAGCUGAAGAAGACCAGACUCCAAGGUCCUCCUGAUGAUCACUGCUAUGCUGGAUCUAAAGAUGAGGCCCAUGAUGUUGGAAAGAGGAGGAGACCAAAAGCUGCAAAGUGCUGUUCGUUCUGUUUGCCCUCUCACUGUGGAAAACCUCUUCGCUCUCGCCAUGAAUCGCCACCAUUUGAAAAGCACAAGCUCGUCGAUCCCCCCAAGAUGAUGACAAUGUUCUGCCACACGGAUCAGCACCGUUAUCUCUGCUGUGAGGAUCAACACGGAGGCCACGACACAGUCUCGGCUGCAGCAGAAAGGACGCAGAGGCAGCGAGAGCUCGAGUGGAGUCGGCAAGAAAUCCACCAGGACAGACAGAAAGACGUGAAGGUGCUUGAACAGCAGGUUGGGACUGUGAAGGUGGAGGACGGUGGGAGGUUCGGAUCUCAUCAUCAGGAGAUGGCAAAAGAUGUGGAACGGAAGCAGCUCACAGGACCUCAGGAUUCCAACCACUUUCCAUUCAACUACGUGUCACCACCAGCUUUCAGUCAAUCGACACACUCAUCCAGCAUCAACACCCGGCCUCUGAGGUUCACAGACGACCUGGAAGACAUGUCAGAAAUCAGUGAUCAACUACAGGACUUUCUAACAUGGACAAACAUCUCAAAGAUUCCAGUGGAAGUCUCUCCGCCGCAACCAGAGCCCAAGACCAGAGCCGAGUUCUUACGAUACACAAAGGAAAUCACUGUUGAUCCAAACACAGUACACCGACGUCUGUUGUUAUCCGAGGGAAAUGAAAAAGUCACAAUAACGGGGGAGGAACAGUCUUAUCCCAGUCACCCAGACAGAUUCAUUGACGAGUGGCAGGUGCUGAGCAAAGAGAGUCUGACUGGACGUUGUUACUGGGAGGUGGAGUGGAGAGGAGGAGGCGGCGUUGGUGUAGCAGUCACAUACAAGAACAUCAGCAGAGCGGGACGCUCAGGAGAAUGCGGAUUUGGAUACAAUGACCAAUCUUGGGUAUUGGAUUGUUACCCAAAGUGUUGUAAUUUUCUUCACAACAGAGUCAGCACUGAAGGCUCAGGUGGUGUGUCCUCCAGAGUGGGCAUGUACCUGGAUCACAGUGCAGGGACUCUGUCCUUCUACAGCGUCUCCGUCUCCAUGACUCUCCUCCACAGAGUCCGGACCAUGUUCACUCAGCCUCUCUAUGCCGGAGUCGGUCUUUUUUAUUUUGGAUCCACAGCUGAGGUCUGCAAACUAAAAUAGAUUGACCAGUUGGUUAAAGAGCA